CUUUCUCUUCCGAUCCAAUGUCCCAUACCGCCGCCCCUCCCCUCCCCUCCCCCACUCAUCGCUCUCCAAAUCUUCGCUUAAUCGCCGUUCUCUGACCUCGCAGCAGAGGCAACCCACCAUGGCCUCCGCUGCCGCGUCUGAUAUGCAGAGCAAGGAGGCGCUAGCCUUCGUCGACAACCCGCGGAUGGAUGGCCUCGCCGUCGUCGGCGCAUGUGAGAGCAUGCGGUGAUCCAGUCCACGAGGCCGAUGGAUCUGGCCGCCGAGUUCUACAACCAGACCAUCGAUGAGGAUGAGCGACACGAUGGGCUCGAGGCUGCAGUGGAGGCAACUGUCCAGUUCCUGAACAAGUGUUGGUGCAAGUAUAGAGAACCUUAUGUGCCAACAGUUCUGUCAGUUCUUUGGCAAACAAUGCUGAGAAGGGUAUAUAAAAAAGAGAUAAUGAAGCAACUUGGCCUUGUUAUUAAAGAAGAUGCUAUUGGCAACAUAUUCUGGAGUGUACUAAAGAAGAUGCUAUUGGCAACAUAUUUGGCCACUGGAAUGGGAAUGUUCAGUUCAGACUGUAGUGGCUCCAAUAUGCAGAACUGUAAGUAAUCAUCAAGCUCUUCACGGAUCCGGGCAGAUCCAGUGGCUACAGCUCAGAUCCGGGCGGACGAGGAUGGGAGGAGGCGUGGACUUGAACCUGCUGCUGUUGUUCACCCUUAGGAGUGUCUCUUCCUCCUUCCCUGCAGCUAUAUGACUGACCACUCUUGCUAAUCUUGAAUGAUCACAACUGCAGUAGAUAGAACAUGUUAAGGAUUAACUAAAUGUAAAUCAACCCACAAAAAAUAACUAACAACUGCAGUAUUGCUGGAGCUAUGCACUAACAUGAGUACUCUCCACGGUUCCUGUAUUUUAGUUAAAAAAAGAAGGCUUAUUAUAUGAUCUAUUGUGUUCCUGUAUUUGCAAUAGUAAUGGUUAUUUACUGUUAAUAAUAGUAAGACUUGAUGCUUAGGCGGCAGCGAGGGAGCACAAUAGUCGUCACGCAGUUGUGGAUGAAUGGGCGUGUGCCAAGGCAGGGUACAUACGCGGGGUUUGGGACGCGCAGGGGUGGUACAGGGGGAACACUGCUGCGGCCGAUGCAGUAUGGGAUGAACGCCUGCUAAAGGACGAGACUUUGUACAUUAAGUUUUGCAGGGCAAGGGGUCGGCGGUCGGCGUCGGCCGCGGAUGUGCUGUUGCAGUGCAGGUAAGCACUGCUUGCUCUGUCAGUAACAAAUAGGGAGUUAACCCAACAAUACAUGAUUCAUUGAGUAGGGUACUGUUCUAGUACACUAAAUUAGAAUUUCACAUGGCAGUAUAGUCUACCAUUGUUUGUAAAGAUUCAUUAGGAUGCUCAUACUGAAUCUUUAGUUUGUAUGUGUAAUCUGUAAACUUGCUAUCUAGUGAGUACUUUUUAGUCACAGAAUGAACUCAUACCGGUUAGUGUUCAUGUGCAAGUAAAACUGGAUUCCUACCAGACUAACCAACCUUCUACCUGCUGUUACACCUAUGUUGCUGGUUGCUGGAAAUGAUUAGUUUGUACUAUGCACAUUUACAUUGCAACUAAUUAGUACAAUGAGAGUAUUUACUUGGAAAACCAGUAAGAUUUGUAGCCACAUGUAAAUUUCAUUGAUAAACAAUAUUAUUAAACUUAAAAAGCUUCACUGAAACUAGUUGCAAGCAAGUGCUUUCUUGCGGAUGUUUUGUUAGCAAAUAUGAAAAUAGCAGCGAGUGCUAAUGCUUAAGGUUUGUUUUUAGAAUUAACAAAUUUGAAAACGACACCUAAUGUUGAACACAGAUGAUAGCUCGUGAUGAUUUUGUAACUAAUUUCACUCAAAUACCCCAUCUAUAGCACAAUAGAGUUUAAUCCAGUACUGAUGAUUGCUACGGUUUGCCUUUGAACAAUGCUUGGUUUUGAGCUACCGCCACUUUGAGCUGGUGUACGCUUGUAUCUAUCUGUUGCACAUGUGCUUAUAUGUUGUCUCUUGGAUCUCAGUUGCCAUUUUUCCGAGUUGCAUGUGGAUCUGUUAAUUAUUCUGUUUCUAGUUGGUGUAUGUUAUUGUUAGAUUAGAAGAUAUUUGCUUUCAUACUAAACCUGACAGCCAUAAUAACCAUUGUUUCCUCUCUUUUGCACGAGUUUCAGGUUGAAGAAGUUGGAAGACUGGAAGGCAUCAUACUCAGCCUGGACUGUAGUAGUUAGCUCAGACUAGUCAUAUCGUUGCAGUUAAUUAUGUUCCUGAGAGAUUUACAUUACAGAAUGGUUGUAAUGUGCUACUUUUUCGUACUUUUUAAAAUGUUCUAUAUUCCUGGGAGAUGUGAACUGUUGGCAUGACUUCAAUAUAUAAUUUCAUUUUACUCUUCGA
Molecule: messenger RNA, 2380 nt
Organism: Lolium rigidum
Lineage: Eukaryota; Viridiplantae; Streptophyta; Magnoliopsida; Poales; Poaceae
Exons: 6
Coding region: 247-591 (114 amino acids)
Source: RefSeq, a predicted model, not a curated record